AUGAGGCUUGUCAAGGAUCAGAAAAUAUAUGAAGUGAUUACGGACUUCGUUUCACAAUUUUGGAAUAUAAAAAUUGUGUCGGAAGCUUGGUCGCUUGUCUUGUCGCUGCUGGUCGUCGCAGGAGUGAGUCACGGCCUCCCAGCCGUCGUCACGGCCCCUCCUCAAGUGGCCGCCCAGUGCCCCUACACGCCGGGGCCGAUCCCUCUGCUGCUGCCCAACCCCGUCGACUGCGGCUCCUUCUACAUGUGCAGCUGGUACGGGACGGCCCUGUUGCAGCACUGUCCUCCUGUGCUGCACUUCAACGCCAAACUGCAGGUGUGUGAUCUCCUGAACACGCCAACUGUGCCCAGAAAACCACAACUGCUCCUGUCUCCAGCACCACUACUGCUGUGCCAGUCUCCAAUCUGUUCCCGUCGCCAACGUUACUACAGCUACCCAGCCUCCAAUAUAACUUCAGCUGUUCCAGUCAACAGAGCAGCCACAGCAGGAGUGAGUCACGGCCUCCCAGCCGUCGUCACGGCCCCUCCUCAAGUGGCCGCCCAGUGCCCCUACACGCCGGGGCCGAUCCCUCUGCUGCUGCCCAACCCCGUCGACUGCGGCUCCUUCUACAUGUGCAGCUGGUACGGGACGGCCCUGUUGCAGCACUGUCCUCCUGUGCUGCACUUCAACGCCAAACUGCAAGUGUGUGACUCUCCUGAACACGCCAACUGUGUCCAGAGAACCACAGCUGCCCAUGUCUCCAGCACCACUACUUCUGCCCCAGUCUCCAAUGCGACCACAGCUAUUCCUGUGUCUAAUAUAACUACAGUUGUUCCAGUCAGCAAUGUAACCACAGCUGUUCCUAUCUUCAACGGAACCACAGCUGUUCCUUCUCCACUGUGA
This is a messenger RNA of Penaeus vannamei (Pacific white shrimp), 882 nucleotides long. The record is from RefSeq and is a predicted model, not a curated record. Lineage: Eukaryota; Metazoa; Arthropoda; Malacostraca; Decapoda; Penaeidae.